This is a messenger RNA of Armigeres subalbatus, 623 nucleotides long. RefSeq lists its product as uncharacterized. The record is from RefSeq and is a predicted model, not a curated record. NCBI's taxonomy places the organism in Eukaryota, Metazoa, Arthropoda, Insecta, Diptera, Culicidae. The coding region runs from base 26 to 559 and encodes 177 amino acids. The transcript is spliced from 4 exons.
GCUAGUGCUUGUCAUCGUUCAAACAAUGAAACAUAUUAUUAUUUUGUUGGCCCUAGCAUGCAGUUGUGUCCACACGACAACUGCAAGUGUCAGCUUUUCUAACCUGACAUACGAGAUGAACCCAGAGUAUUUAAAAGGCAAAAUCAAUGUUAAAGUUGACGGCGGUAAAUAUUCAAUUGGAUUAGAUACUGAUCUUCUGAAGAAAAUGGACGGAAACUUUUGGGUAGCUAUCGUGAUUGCGAAGAAAAUGGAUGACACAUACGUUCCAAUUGUCGACAUAAAACUAGAUACAUGUCAAACAGAUCCAUCAGAGGCAGAGAGCCCUUUGAUACGAUUUGUUUCUACCGAGGCGAAAAAAUUUGUGACCUUUGGAUUGAAGUGCCCCUAUGAACCUGGACAUUAUGCUGUGAAUAAUUUUGCGUUCGAGAAUAGCAGCGCUUUGAUGAACUUCAUCCCGAAGGGAAUGUACCAAGUGAGCUUCACUUCACACCAUCAAUCUCCCGGAAGCAGCCAGUUAAAUAAGGUGAUAAUCUUGUCAUUUUACGCCGAUGUUCAAUGAAACUCGUCAUGUUGUUGCCAGUGGAAGUAACGGAAGUAAUAAUGCAGUUAUUGGGACCAGUGAA